Molecule: messenger RNA, 1734 nt
Organism: Lathyrus sativus (Indian pea)
Lineage: Eukaryota; Viridiplantae; Streptophyta; Magnoliopsida; Fabales; Fabaceae
Source: the annotation of a GenBank genome assembly
AUGGGAAUUUGCUGCUCCGAUAUCGCCGGUGGUCGUUCGGCCGUCGGCGGAACAGCCGGCGGUAUACUCAAUUCGGCGAACGCUCCCAACGACGCCGUCGAUAACUUCUUCAAGUCUCGCGGCUACAACGGUCUCUUCUCACAGAUCGAGUUGUCGUUUUCUGCUUCUGGAUUGCGUGAUCGAGAUGUGCUCUCCAAGAGCGAUCCCAUACUGGUUCUUUAUGCAAAAGGAAAAAAUGGAGCACUUGAGGAACUUGGCCGGACAGAAGUAGUUUUGAAUUCAUUGAAUCCGACAUGGAUUACUAAACAAACUCUCAUUUAUCAUUUUGAGGUUGUUCAGGUUUUAGUGUUUCACGUUUAUGAUGUUGACACUCAGUUUCACAACGCAGAUGUGAAGAUACUUAAGCUAGAAGAACAACAAUUUCUAGGUGAGGCAACAUGUGCAUUAUCUGAGAUAAUUACAAAGUCUGAUGGAUCAUUGACAUUAGAUUUACUCAGACAAGAUUCUAUCAGAUCUGGCGACUCCCAAAAAUGUGGGAAGCUCAAAGUGCAUGCUGAGGAAUGUGUUGGCUCAAAGACUACAGUAGAGAUGAUACUCAGGUGUUCAGAUUUGGAAUAUAGGGACCUAUUCUCAAAGAGUGAUCCCUUUUUAAUAGUAUCAAAAGUUGUGGAAAGUGGUGCCCAUAUUCCAAUUUGCAAAACCGAAGCUAUAAAGAAUGAUCACAACCCAGCAUGGAAGCCAUUGUUCUUGAAUGUUCAACAAGUAGGAAGCAAGGAAAAUCCUUUGAUAAUAGAGUGCUACAACUAUAAUAGCAGUGGCAAACAUGAUUUGUUGGGAAAAGUGCAGACAUCCUUGGUAGAGUUGGAGAAGCUCUAUUCUGGUGGCCAAGGAGAAAAUUUAUUUUUGUCUGGUGGUCAUGAUUCUCAGGCCAAGGUUUUGAAGAGUCGGCUAUUUGUGGAUAAAUUUUCUGAAAGCAUCCAAUAUACUUUCCUGGAUUACCUGGCUGGGGGAUUUGAAUUGAACUUCAUGCUGGCCGUUGAUUUUACAGCUUCAAAUGGCAAUUCGCGGCUUCCAGAUUCUUUGCAUUAUAUCGAUCCUUCAGGACGGCCAAAUUCAUACCAGAGAGCAAUCAUUGAGGUUGGAGAGGUGUUACAGUUUUAUGACGCAGACAAGCGAUUUCCUACGUGGGGAUUUGGAGCACGGCCAAUUGAUGGUCCGGUCUCCCAUUGUUUCAACUUGAACGGAAGCAAUAGUUACUGUGAGGUGGAUGGUAUUCAAGGAAUUAUGAUGGCAUACACAAGUGCUCUGCUUAACGUUUCUCUUGCAGGACCAACACUUUUUGGACCUGUCAUAAAUAAUGCUGCACUUAUUGCCAGCCAAUCUGUAGCAAAUGGUGGAAGAAAGUACUUUAUCUUGUUGAUAAUCACAGAUGGAGUAGUGACAGAUCUCCAAGAAACAAAAGAUGCACUUGUUAAAGCAUCAAACCUGCCAUUAUCAAUCCUUAUUGUUGGCGUAGGAGGAGCUGAUUUCAAAGAAAUGGAGAUCUUGGAUGCAGACAAGGGGGAAAGGCUUGAAAGUUCAUCCGGGCGUGUUGCCUCACGUGAUAUAGUCCAGUUUGUUCCAUUUCGGGAUGUUCAAAGUGGUGAAAUUUCAGUAGUUCAAGCACUUCUAGCAGAAUUACCUACUCAAUUUUUAGCUUACAUGCGGAGCGGAAAUAUCCAACCAAAUGUUUAG